This is a messenger RNA of Peromyscus leucopus (white-footed mouse), 2096 nucleotides long. RefSeq names its product leupaxin (gene Lpxn). Gene Ontology annotation, biological process: endothelial cell migration; transforming growth factor beta receptor signaling pathway; negative regulation of B cell receptor signaling pathway. Bases 150 to 1310 code for a protein of 386 amino acids. The record is from RefSeq and is a predicted model, not a curated record. The transcript has 9 exons. NCBI's taxonomy places the organism in Eukaryota, Metazoa, Chordata, Mammalia, Rodentia, Cricetidae.
AUACAUUGUAGGUAUUUCUUCAUUUCCCUAUUAUACAUUGUUUGCAGACCUUAGUUUCCUUUUUAUACAUUGUAACCAGGGAACAACUUGCAAGGAGACUCUUUAUCCCUGAAGAUGGAAACAUCCCCAGUUAAGGUCUACACAAGAGGAUGGAGAUACAAGAUGCCUUAUUGGAGGAAUUGGAACGCUCCACCCUCCAGGACAGUGAUGAAUAUUCAAACCCAAUUUCUUGUCACCUGGAUCAGCAAUCCAAACAGGAGAGCAAACUUCCCCAAACUCCAAAGACCUUGUCAUCUCAGAGUUACACAAGUCCCUUGAAGGUGCAGCUCGUGUAUACGACCAAUAUCCAGGAGUCCAAUGUCUACAGUGAGGUACAAGAGCCAAAGGAAUCAGUACCACCCCCUAAAACUUCAGCAGCUGCUCAGCUGGAUGAACUCAUGGCCCACCUGAGUGAAAUGCAGGCCAAGGUUCCAGUGACCGCAGAUGCCAGCAAGAAACACUUACCAGACAAGCAGGACCACAAGGCAUCAUUGGACUCAAUGCUUGGGGGUUUGGAACAGGAACUGCAAGAUCUUGGGAUUGCCACGGUUCCUAAGGGCCACUGUGCUUCCUGCCAGAAGCCAAUUGCUGGGAAGGUGAUCCAUGCUAUGGGGCAAUCUUGGCACCCAGAGCACUUUGUCUGCACUCACUGCAAGGAGGAGAUUGGCUCCAGUCCCUUCUUUGAGCGGAGUGGCUUGGCCUACUGUUCCAAGGACUACCACCAUCUGUUUUCUCCACGCUGUGCCUACUGUGCUUCUCCCAUCAUGGAUAAAGUGCUGACAGCAAUGAACCAGACGUGGCACCCAGAGCACUUCUUCUGCUCUCACUGUGGAGAGGUGUUUGGUGCAGAAGGCUUUCAUGAGAAGGACAAGAAGCCAUAUUGCCGAAAAGAUUUCUUAGCCAUGUUCUCACCUAAGUGUGGUGGCUGUAACCGCCCAGUGUUGGAAAACUACUUUUCAGCCAUGAACACUGUGUGGCACCCAGAGUGCUUUGUGUGUGGGGACUGCUUCUGCAGCUUUUCUUCUGGCUCCUUCUUUGAACUGGAUGGCCGUCCAUUCUGUGAACUCCAUUACCAUCACCGCCGAGGGACCCUCUGCCAUGGCUGUGGGCAGCCCAUCACUGGCCGCUGCAUCAGUGCCAUGGGGCACAAGUUUCAUCCUGAGCACUUUGUGUGUGCUUUCUGUCUGACACAGCUGUCGAAAGGUGUCUUCAGAGAGCAGAACAACAAGACCUACUGUCAACUCUGCUUCAAUAAGCUCUUUUCACUGUAGUCCCCUUUGAUCCACAUCUACUUCUGAGACCAGGGCAGGGAGGAGCACAGUUUCUUUCCCUGACCUUCACUCGGUGGGCUAAUAGAGUACAAGAAAUGAGCAAAUAAGGGAAUUUCUAGAUGUUACUAGACUUACAAACUUAUUUUUGAAGCUACUUCUUAUUUUUUAAUUAUGUAUUUGCAUUUAGAUUUAGAUCAUGCUAUCAGGACCCUCUGAAGGUAUAUUUCUCAUGUGCACAAUUCAUUCCAGCACUGGUUUUCUUUUUCUCACAUUUUACCUCUGCUGAUGCCCCAUUUAGAUCUUUAGUUGUGUGCCCCAUAGUCUGACUCUUCCUUUCUCUUAGGAGUCAUGACACUACUCUUAAGCCCUUAGUGCCUUUCCUCAAUGCAUUUUGCUAGUUUAAGAGGAAGUAUAUUUUAACUGACAUCUGUGAUGAAUAAAGCAGCUUGUGGUUUUGGUGACUCAUUGUCAUAUUCAUGUGAUAGAUAAACUUUUUGCUUCCCAUAUUAUAGAAUACCAGAUACUAUUUGUAUCUAAAUUUGUAUCCCUUCUCUUUUUUCCUUGUAUACAGCAGAUAUACCCCUUUUUAAUCAGAAGAAACUAAAAGAGGAGACCUAUUGUUUAUAACACAUCUUUUUAGUUUGGGCCUUUAGCCAUUUUAUUUUUGAGACGUAAAUCUUUGAAUCAUUACAAGGUAACAAGGCUUUUAGAAUUUGUUUUCACUUUUUCUAAAAAUAUCUGAUUGUCCAUUAAAUACCUUACAAAUGCAUUUCAAAAAUGAAAAAU